AUGUUAAAAAAAAAAAUAGAAAAGUUAGGCCAAAUGACUAUUGAUCCUCCGGAUGAAUUAUCUAAAAACCAAGAAAUAGCAUGUGUAAUGGAAAUAAAAGAUCAUGAUUUAUAUCUAUGCAAAACAGCUAACGGGGAAACUCUUUUAGCAGAACUUCCCCCACGUUUUCGUUGUAAAAUAUGGGUUAGACGUGGGGGCUUUGUUGUUCUUAAUACACAAACAUUUGAUAAAAAAGAAUGUAAAAUACAGGCGGAAAUAUCUAUUGUUAUUCAAAAUGAAAAAAUAUGGAAAAAAAAAAAAUACUGGCCUGAUGUAUUUAAGGAAGAUAUAAACAUGAUGUCUAAUGCUGCUACAGCAUUUGAAAUAACACCAGAUGGAGAUUUAAUGAAAAAUCCAAAUCAACGACAAAUUUAUGUAGAAAGCAGUGAUAGCGAUGAUUGA
This is a messenger RNA of Pneumocystis jirovecii RU7, 441 nucleotides long. RefSeq lists its product as uncharacterized. The transcript has 2 exons. NCBI's taxonomy places the organism in Eukaryota, Fungi, Ascomycota, Pneumocystomycetes, Pneumocystales, Pneumocystaceae. Gene Ontology annotation, biological process: translational initiation. The record is from RefSeq and is a predicted model, not a curated record. Gene Ontology annotation, cellular component: nucleus. Bases 1 to 441 code for a protein of 146 amino acids. Gene Ontology annotation, molecular function: RNA binding; translation initiation factor activity.